This is a messenger RNA of Uncinocarpus reesii 1704, 843 nucleotides long. RefSeq lists its product as uncharacterized. The coding region runs from base 1 to 843 and encodes 280 amino acids. Gene Ontology annotation, cellular component: nucleolus; small-subunit processome. The record is from RefSeq and is a predicted model, not a curated record. Gene Ontology annotation, biological process: rRNA processing. The transcript has 2 exons. NCBI's taxonomy places the organism in Eukaryota, Fungi, Ascomycota, Eurotiomycetes, Onygenales, Onygenaceae.
AUGUCUUCUCUCCGCAACGCCGUCCAGCGACGGCAGCACCGCGAGCGGGCACAACCCACCGCCCGCGAAAAAUGGGGCCUCCUAGAAAAGCACAAGGACUACUCUCUCCGCGCCGCCGACUACAACCUCAAAAAGGCCAAGCUCCAACGCCUGCGCGAAAAGGCCCGUGACCGCAACCCCGAUGAAUUCGCCUUUGGGAUGAUGUCCACGGGGUCUCGGGCCCAGGGACAUCAUGGCGCACGGGAUGGUGCGCAGAAUUCGUUGAGUAUGGAGACGGUCAAGCUGCUGAAGACGCAGGAUGCGGGAUACUUGCGGGUGGUCGGAGAAAAGGUGCGGAGGCAGAUGGAGCAGGUGGAGCAAGAGAUUCGGCUACAGGAUGGGUUGAAAGGUGCUCUGAGCAAAAACAAAGUCCGUGGGAGUCUGGCUGACCAUGGGGACGAGGACGAGGACGAAGAGCUCGGGGGGAUAAGAAAGGUCGGAAGUAAAGUUGUUUUCGUAGAGUCAGUGGAGGACCAAAAGGAUGUUGUCGACGGAAUCAGCGCGGGAGAUGAAGAUAACAACAGAAACGAGACUCUGGGCCGGGACCGGUCGUCUGCGCAGCGCAAAUCCAAAAAACAGCUAGAAACAGAAGCACGGAUGCGACGAGAGGUUCAAGCUGCGAAGAAACAAAAGAAGAGAGCCGCUGAAUCGAGGCUAAAAAGGCUCGAUGCGUUGAAAAAGCAGUAUCGGGACAUUGUCUCUGCUGAACAGGAACUGGAUCUACAACGGGGGAAGAUGGAAAACUCCGUCGGUGGUGUGAACAAAUAUGGCGUCAAAUGGAAGGUCAGGGAGCGCAAACGAUAA